AUGAACGCCGAAGAACUACGCAAUCAAUUGGAGGAGUUACGCCAAGAAAACGCUCGCCUUGCAGCACUACAGGCACAGCAAUAUCCAACAGCUUCAGUGAAUCGCGUUGCCGUCAAGUUCCCACCUUUCUGGUCUUAUGGUUCUCACAGGUUGACUCGCACUCAGCUUGAUACGCGUUACGCCGCCGAAGUAGAGGAUAUUAUUACUAACCCACCGCCUACUGAACGCUACAAACAUCUACGCGCAAAACUUGUUGAACGGUUGUCUAUCUCAGAAGAACAACGUGUGCGGCAACUCAUCAAUGAAGAAGAACUAGGUGACCGUAAGCCAUCACAGUUCUUACGACAUCUCCGUUCCCUUGCCGGCACUACUACAUUACAAGACAAUAUUUUACGUCAACUUUGGCUCCGCCGUCUACCAUCACAUGCACAAGCUAUUUUAACCGCACAAUCAGAGCUUCCUCUGGAUAAGGUAGCCGAGCUGGCUGACAAAAUUGUUGAAGUGCAGCCAGCCCCCUCGCAAUUCGCCCAUGCUGUUGCCACGACGAACAAUAAAAAGGAACUCGAUGUUUUAGCUGCCAUUGAAGCACUCACAAAACAGGUAAGCGAAUUAUGUGCUAAACGCCCGCAACGUUCCCGCUCUAGGUCACGUAACCGUUCAAACGUGGAACUGACUAACGGCAAAGGAUGGUGUUGGUAUCAUAGCACUUAUGGAGAAAAGGCUGCCAAAUGUAAGGCUCCCUGCAAGUAUCAGGAAAACUCCAACGACAGUCAGUAG
Daktulosphaira vitifoliae (grape phylloxera) is the source of this 777-nucleotide messenger RNA. RefSeq lists its product as uncharacterized. The record is from RefSeq and is a predicted model, not a curated record. Lineage: Eukaryota; Metazoa; Arthropoda; Insecta; Hemiptera; Phylloxeridae. The coding region runs from base 1 to 777 and encodes 258 amino acids. The transcript is spliced from 2 exons.